AUGCCUUCCCCAACUGUUCUCAUCACAGGUUGCAGCGAUAAUGGAAUCGGCAGCGCUCUAGGUACCGUGCUACACGAAAGAGGUUAUCACGUUUUCGCCGCUGCUCGAAACCCAGCAAAAAUGACUUGGCAUCAAAGCCUACCAAAUGUCCACCCCAUCACGCUGGACACUACUCAGGCGGCAGAUGUUCAGGCUGCUUUGGAGACUGUCACCAAAGCAACCAGCGGAAAGCUUGAUGUUCUCAUCAAUAAUGCUGCGAGGAACCACUUCAUGCCUGUUCUCGAUGACGACCUCGAUGAAGUUCGAAAGCUCUAUGAAGUCAACUUCAUUGCGCCACUUGCGAUUACCCAAGCUUUUGCUCCUUUGCUGAUCAAGGCGAAAGGAAUGGUUACAUUCAUUACUUCAAUCUCCGGAUAUGUGAACACACCGUGGAUGGGAACUUACGCCGCAUCGAAGAGAUCCAUAGAGAUCGUUGCAGAGACUCUCCGUCUAGAACUCAAACCACUCGGUGUAGACGUUCUGUGCGCUGUGACCGGUGGGGUGAAAUCCGCCGGUCAGACCUACUUUGAUGACCUUAAACUCCCUGAGACAUCACUCUACAAGACCAUCGAAAAGACCAUCGUUAGUAGAGCGCAGGGGCACGACGGUAUGGUUAGGGUAGAUACUUUGGAGUACGCCAACGUCGUGGCUGACCAAAUUGCCGCUCGCACGAGUGGGAAGUUCUGGUAUGGCGCAAAUGCAGACAUGGUUAAGAAUGCUACCACAACUGUUGCCGUACCACAGGAGGCAUUCGAUGCCCAGAUCAUCCAGGGAACUGGACUCGACGUGAUGGGGUAA
Messenger RNA from Lindgomyces ingoldianus, 837 nucleotides. RefSeq names its product NAD(P)-binding protein. The record is from RefSeq and is a predicted model, not a curated record. Gene Ontology annotation, cellular component: lipid droplet; endoplasmic reticulum. Gene Ontology annotation, biological process: phosphatidic acid biosynthetic process; triglyceride catabolic process. The transcript has 4 exons. Gene Ontology annotation, molecular function: triacylglycerol lipase activity; acylglycerone-phosphate reductase (NADP+) activity. Bases 1 to 837 code for a protein of 278 amino acids. Lineage: Eukaryota; Fungi; Ascomycota; Dothideomycetes; Pleosporales; Lindgomycetaceae.